GCUGUCGUUGUGUGACAUUUCAUCAUCACAUAAAAAAGAACUUCCAGCGAGACGUGCGCUAUUUUCCUCCAUCAGAAUGGGAAUUCUCGAGAAAAUAUCGGAAAUCGAGAAAGAAAUCGCUCGCACACAGAAGAACAAAGCCACCGAAUAUCAUUUGGGGCUGCUGAAAGCUAAAUUAGCAAAGUACCGAACGCAACUGCUCGAACCGCCGAAAAAGGGUGAAAAAGGUGAUGGUUUUGAUGUCCUCAAGUCUGGUGAUGCUCGAGUUGCCUUAAUUGGCUUUCCGUCUGUGGGAAAGUCAACGUUACUGUCUACCCUAACGAAAACGGAAAGUGAAGCGGCCAACUACGAGUUCACGACAUUAACAUGCAUUCCCGGUGUAAUUGAAUACAAGGGUGCCAACAUUCAAUUGCUCGAUCUUCCCGGUAUCAUCGAAGGCGCCAGUCAGGGCAAAGGCCGUGGACGUCAAGUUAUCGCUGUGGCUAGGACAGCUGAUUUGGUCGUAAUGAUGCUGGACGCCACAAAGCCGAACGUGCAUCGCGAUUUGUUGGAAAAGGAAUUGGAAUCAGUCGGGAUACGGUUGAACAAGCGCAAGCCGAAUAUUUACUACAAACAGAAGAAAGGCGGUGGCCUUAGCUUUAAUUCAACAUGUGCCCUUACUCGCUGCAAUGAGAAAAUGGUCCAGACGAUUCUGCACUCAUGGAAAAUCUUCAAUGCCGAGGUCCUGUUCCGGGAAGACUGCACCGAAGACGAAUUCAUCGAUGUGGUGUCCGCGAAUCGGGUCUAUCUUCCGUGCGUUUACGUUUACAAUAAAAUCGAUCAGAUAUCCAUCGAGGAGGUGAAUCGUUUGGCUCGUGAACCGAAUAGUGUUGUGGUCAGCUGCAAUAUGCAAUUGAAUUUGGAUUAUUUGCUGGAAGCGCUGUGGGAGGAGCUGAGCCUGAUUAGAGUGUACACGAAGAAGCCGGGCGCACCGCCUGACUUUGACGAUGGAUUGAUUUUGCGACGAGGUGUGUCGGUUGAGUAUGUCUGUCAUGCGAUCCAUAGAACGUUAGCGGCACAAUUCAAGUAUGCAUUGGUCUGGGGCACAUCAACGAAAUACUCGCCACAGAGAGUGGGCAUUAGUCACAUAAUGAACGAUGAAGAUGUCAUACAAAUUGUGAAGAAAUAAAAACGGUUGAGAUGGGUUCAAGACAAA
This is a messenger RNA of Bradysia coprophila, 1195 nucleotides long. RefSeq names its product developmentally-regulated GTP-binding protein 2. Gene Ontology annotation, molecular function: GTPase activity; GTP binding. NCBI's taxonomy places the organism in Eukaryota, Metazoa, Arthropoda, Insecta, Diptera, Sciaridae. The record is from RefSeq and is a predicted model, not a curated record.